GCUCGUGCUGUGAUGGGGCUACAGAUCCGUUAGCGCUCUUCUUCCUCCUGCUCUCACAUCAUGGCUCCCUCCGCGGACAGRCAGGGCUUCUGGGGCCAGCCGACCUCCACGCUGGACUGGUGUGAGGAGAAUUAUGUCGUCUCGGUUUACGUCGCUGAAUUCUCUGUAGGUGUUGGUUCCUGGUGCUUCCACAUGACACUGCUGUAUGAGAUGCAGUUACUGGAUGAACUGCCRAUGAUUUACAGCACGUGUGUCUUUGUCUACUGUCUAUAUGAAUGCUUCAAGCAAGAAAACAGUAUCAAUUUCUUCCUCAUUGCAUUAUUAUUAGUCUUCAGUGUCUUAGUCACUUUGGUGUAUUUACAGUGGAAGGAGCCAGUGUUUCACCAGGUCAUGUAUGGUGCUCUGGUAGCUUGCCUGGUAUUGCGAUCGAUUUUCAUUGUUACAUGGGUGUACCCAUGGCUCAGGCCGCUGUGUUACGCAUCGUUAGGCAUCUUUUUGUUUGGCUUCCUGCUGUGGAAUAUUGAUAACAUCUUCUGUGACUCACUAAGAUCCAGCAGGAAAGUGCUGCCCUCUGGUGUUGGAGUAGUAACACAGUUCCACGCCUGGUGGCAUAUCUUCACAGGUCUUGGAUCCUACCUGCACAUACUUCUCAGCUUGCAGAUCAGAUCAACCUACCUCAAGUACAGACCAAAAGUUAGGUUUCUGUGUGGAGUUUGGCCCACGUUACACGUCGAACCACAGAGGAUGAGCUGAAAGAUGGGUUGGAGACCAGCUAAAAGAUGGUGACUGCCAAAUUCAGACCCUGUUGGCACAAUAACUGCUGGUGCGUGCCAGCAGCAGCAGCAGAGCAGCACUGAGACGAGCAGGUGAACCUCAGGGCACCGCCUUAGGAACCUUUGGUUGUCUGCUGUGUCGAAUGACUACGUAUGGUAUAACACUGAGUCAAGUUAUAGAAAAUAAGAGUUUUUUAUUAUUAUUUUAAUUUAUUUGACUAGUUUUUCUCUGUCUAUUGUAGCAUUAACAUUUCAUUUACUAAUCCAUUUUAAUUCCAUGAAUGAAUGAAGCACARUAGUCCCACACACUGGAGAUCAUUGAAUGUGAAUGAAUGUUUCACUGAUUGAAGUUUGGAAAAAAGAAUUAGUGCAAUCAUUUUAACUUAAACUGUUUCUUUUAUGUUAAUCUAUGAAGAAGGAUGAUUCCAUUAAAGUCUGAUUGAGUUCAGGUCAUGUUCCAGCUGUUCAGCUGCACUUAGCCACAUGUGCAUGGUUUUGUUUCCCACAGUGUUUACUAGUUCUAAUUGUAAUUCUUACAUUUACAAAGUAAAAGGUUACUUUGUAARAGAUGGUUCAGUCCAGUUGGGGUGAAAGUGAAAAGUAAAAGUUUUGUAAAUAUCUGAAUUUGGCCUCCUAAAGAGGACAAAAGUAUCCAGUCUCCUGUGCCUAACAUGGCCUACUUUGUCAUUAAGACUGUCCCCAUAAUCCCUGGGAAGUGGACGCAGAGGGACACUUUGUGGACACUGGGUUUUUAUUAUUGCACAGAAUCAGGCAGUCGUGCAGCCGCCCCCCACCAUGCUGGUUGAAUGUAMUGGAGUUGAUUUUAGAAAGAGAACCAGGCAGUUUUAGAUGCUUGUUAUUUAUCAGUGUUGUGGUUUUUGGACGUGGACAUGUUGUCUUCRGAGCAGAUCACGUCUCAGGUACAGCUCUUCUAACAGGUGUGUGAUGGCUGCCAUCCUUCUGACGGCUUCUUUUCAACUUGUUCAAAAUUCAAACUAAAAGUCUGCCCGUCUUUUUGACAGAAGAGGACAUUUUGAAGCAUUUGAAGACAUUUGUGUGUAAAGUGGUGUCGAGCAGUUGCAGCCCAGUACUGGGGGGUGUAUUAGUGUGUAUGAGUCCCCUCAGUGUCCGUUCCAUGUUUUACUACUGACUACUGCAGUGAUAUUAUUAACCUUCACACAUGUCAACAUGACACAGCUGGAAUACUGACCUCUGAAGUCACAUUUUAUUGUAUUUUAUUGCCAAAGUUCUCAGGUUUUACAACCUGUAAAACACGAGAAAUUUUACUUUUUAGAUUUUUAGUUUAUUUUCCUGAAGCAGUUCAGUGACUAUAAAAUAYUAUAGUUCUUUUUAAAAAUAAUCUAAAUGAACACAAAUGAGACUGAUAGAUGGAAGAUACUCUUUAUUUCUUGUCCAAACAGCAGAACAUGUUUAUGAAUCAGCCACUAGGUGGCAGACUCUCCUGACRCUGACAGGAUGUGUUGAUGAAGUUCAACACCUGCCCUGCUGUGGACCUCCUGGUCCUCUGUUUAGGUUCGAUGAGUGGUUUUGCUGCUGUGGAGCUGUAUUAGAAGAACUGAGGCAGGAGUUGGAGGGAGCGGGUAGAUUAGAUUCUGCACCACCAUGUAUUUGUUGGGAGAUGUUCCGUGUGCGGCCUCCUGAGACCGCACUUUAUACUCCCGCCUCCUACGAAGCAUCCAUGUAGUCAGUUUUAGUGAGGGCAUGAGCACAACACAAGUAUUAACACCGUGCUGAUGUCUGCUCGUCAGUGAAAGGAGCAGUUCUCCUACAGGGUGCCUUAUCAUCAUCAUCAUCCUCAUCACUGCAGUUGAGCCCAAGUUGCCUUGAUGUUUGGUCUGAAGCUCUCAGUUUGUCCACAGGUUCUGUUUCCUCCUUCAUUCACCACAAACACUAACAGCUGCUGAUGCAAACGGUGUUUGAUUUUUUUGGCUUUUGUGAGUGUGUGAGUGUGCGUGUGUGUGUUUAAAAAGGUGAUGAGUUGUAAAACACUGAAUGUGUGGACCACAGCACCGGUUCAGCUGAUCACUCCAGUCUUCAAAGACUUCCUGUUUGUCCAAAAAAAACAAACGACUCAUGAGUAUUCAGCACCUUAUAAGACAUGUAAUUGUUGCUGUUGUUGUUUUUAUUAUUGUGACACUUUUCUGUGGCACAACUGUGGACCCACCCAGACCCCACUGAAGGAUAAAAGCAAUAUAAGAAGGAUAAAAAGUACCUGAGCUUUUAAAAACAGGUCAUUACAUUAUUACAGUUCUAAAGAUCAGCUGGCAGUCUUAAGCUCCGCCCACUUCAUUCUUCCAGCUCAAACCUUCCCAUGACUCCUCCCCUUUUAGACAACAUAAGUCCUAUUUACGCUCGUAUUAAAUCUCUUUUAAUGAUUAAUAAAUGUUGAAUCAGGUGUGAUGUUUGACAUUAAUGAUAAACACUUCAAAAUGUUUUUUAAAUUGGUUUUCAGUUUUUAUUUUAUCUUUAUAAUCAUUUUUAAUAUUUGAGUUUUACAC
Austrofundulus limnaeus is the source of this 3292-nucleotide messenger RNA. It is a transcript of the gene acer3, whose product is annotated as alkaline ceramidase 3. The record is from RefSeq and is a predicted model, not a curated record. Gene Ontology annotation, molecular function: N-acylsphingosine amidohydrolase activity. Lineage: Eukaryota; Metazoa; Chordata; Actinopteri; Cyprinodontiformes; Rivulidae. Gene Ontology annotation, cellular component: endoplasmic reticulum membrane. Gene Ontology annotation, biological process: ceramide metabolic process; phytosphingosine biosynthetic process.